Molecule: messenger RNA, 1401 nt
Organism: Triticum aestivum (bread wheat)
Lineage: Eukaryota; Viridiplantae; Streptophyta; Magnoliopsida; Poales; Poaceae
Product: aquaporin PIP2-5
Exons: 3
Coding region: 202-1074 (290 amino acids)
Biological process (GO): transmembrane transport
Cellular component (GO): membrane
Molecular function (GO): channel activity
Source: RefSeq, a predicted model, not a curated record
AAACAAAACUAGUUAAUCGCAAAGGGAGCGCCCUGCGCCGGCCUUUCGCCGAGAGCCAGUAGCCGCCCGGCGCCUCGCCGCCAUAAAUACCAGCCCGUGCCCUCGUCGUCUCACACCACCACACAGAGCUUCAGCGCACUCGCACCUCGGGCACCACCACACACACCCACCCUAGCUUGUCGAUCGGCUGAGGAGGCGGCGAUGGCCAAGGACAUCGAGGCGGCUCCACCCGGCGGGGGGUACGCGGCCAAGGACUACUCCGACCCGCCGCCGGCGCCGCUCUUCGACGCCGAGGAGCUGACCAAGUGGUCACUCUACCGCGCGGUCAUCGCCGAGUUCGUGGCCACGCUGCUCUUCCUCUACAUCACCGUGGCCACCGUCAUCGGGUACAAGCACCAGGCGGACCCCGCCGGCCCCAACGCCGCCGACGCGGCCUGCAGCGGCGUCGGCAUCCUGGGCAUCGCCUGGGCGUUCGGCGGCAUGAUCUUCGUGCUCGUCUACUGCACCGCCGGUGUCUCGGGCGGACACAUCAACCCGGCGGUGACCUUCGGGCUGUUCCUGGCGCGCAAGGUGUCCCUGGUGCGCGCGCUGCUCUACAUCAUCGCGCAGUGCCUGGGCGCCAUCUGCGGCGUGGGGCUCGUCAAGGGGUUCCAGAGCGCCUUCUACGUGCGCUACGGCGGCGGCGCCAACGAGCUCAGCUCCGGCUUCUCCAAGGGCACCGGCCUCGCCGCGGAGAUCAUCGGCACCUUCGUGCUCGUCUACACCGUCUUCUCCGCCACCGACCCCAAGCGCAGCGCCCGUGACUCCCACGUCCCGGUGCUGGCUCCUCUGCCAAUCGGCUUCGCGGUGUUCAUGGUGCACCUGGCCACUAUCCCCAUCACCGGCACCGGCAUCAACCCGGCAAGGAGCUUGGGAGCUGCUGUGAUCUACAACAACGAGAAGGCCUGGGAUGACCACUGGAUCUUCUGGGUGGGGCCAUUCAUCGGCGCCGCCAUCGCCGCCUUGUACCACCAGUACGUGCUGAGGGCCAGCGCCACCAAGUUCGGCUCGUCGGCCUCCUUCGGCAGUCGCUAGAUCGACGGCCGGCCGCCGUCUCGGUGAUGGUCGGAGGCACUGAACUGUAGAUAUAUCAGAGGACAGAGGGGCCUCCAGUGUGUGCUGCUGUUCGGGUCCUGGAUUCUGCUGGUCUUUGCACGCGUCUCUGUUUUCCUCAGCUCGCCGCCGCGUUUGCUGCUUGUUUUUCUCUACCGAUCGAGUGUGCGUCUGUCUUCGUUAGUGUUUGCUUCCAUUCCAUGUACUAUCUGUGAACGAUGAGGAUGAUGUACUGUCAAUCUGUCAUGUAUGCAUCCAGGUAAUUUGGGGGGAAAUUUGAAAUGCAAUGUGUACGUACGAUUCGGGUUG